Molecule: messenger RNA, 597 nt
Organism: Colletotrichum godetiae
Lineage: Eukaryota; Fungi; Ascomycota; Sordariomycetes; Glomerellales; Glomerellaceae
Product: 6,7-dimethyl-8-ribityllumazine synthase
Exons: 2
Coding region: 1-597 (198 amino acids)
Biological process (GO): riboflavin biosynthetic process
Cellular component (GO): riboflavin synthase complex; mitochondrial intermembrane space; intracellular anatomical structure
Molecular function (GO): 6,7-dimethyl-8-ribityllumazine synthase activity
Source: RefSeq, a predicted model, not a curated record
AUGUCCGACAUCAAGGGACCUACCCCGCAACAGCACGACGGCAGCGCCCUGCGCAUUGGUAUCGUCCACGCCCGCUGGAACUCGUCCAUCAUCGAGCCCCUCGUCAAGGGCGCCAAGGAGAAGCUCCUCGCCUGUGGCGUAAAGGAUUCCAACAUUGUCGUCCAGUCCGUCCCGGGAGCUUGGGAGCUCCCCAUCUCCGUCCAGAGACUCUACCAAGCCUCCCAAGUCCAAUCCGCACAAUCCGGCACCGGCACCUCGGCCGGCGACCUCCUCGGCGCCUCGACCACGGACCUGACCUCCCUUCCCACCGAAACCGCGCUGCCCUUUGACGCCAUCAUUGCCGUCGGCGUCCUCAUCAAGGGCGAGACGAUGCACUUUGAGUACAUUGCCGACGCCGUCUCCCAGGGCCUCAUGCGCGUGGGCCUCGACACGGGCAUCCCCGUCAUCUUUGGUGUCCUCACCGUCCUCAGCGACGAGCAGGCUCAGGCCCGGGCCGGACUUACCUCUGGCGGCCACAACCACGGCGAGGAUUGGGGUCUGGCUGCCGUCGAGCUCGGCGCCAAGCGCAGGGCCUGGGCCACGGGCAAGAUGGAGUAA